This is a messenger RNA of Racocetra persica, 436 nucleotides long. Lineage: Eukaryota; Fungi; Glomeromycota; Glomeromycetes; Diversisporales; Gigasporaceae. The record is from the annotation of a GenBank genome assembly.
AAGAAAUAACAAAUUCAAUUAAAACAAAUAAUGAGAUAAAAAAUCUUAUAGAUGAUUCAAUUUUAAACCAGGAUGAUAAAAAUGAAUUACACAAUCUUAGAAAACAGAAAUUAUAUGAAAAAAUAUUUAAUGAAAUUGAAAGAGAAGAAAAGAUUUCUGAUUUAUUUGAAAAUAAUAAAUUUGACAAGUUGAUACAAGAUUCAGAUUUAAUAAAUCAACAAAAAAAAAUUUUACAGAACAAUAGAAAUAGACGAUUAAAUCUAUUACAAGUAAAUCUUUUUGAAUAUUAUAAAAAAACUAUUCAACAAACUAUCAUAGUAUCUAUUUUACAAGAAUUACAUAAAGAGAUAUCAAAAUCAAACAUAUCAGCUAAUAACAAAUUGAUACUAUAUGAUUUGAUAAAAGAAAAAAUUGAUACGUUUAGACAAGAAGAAGA